CUUUCAUGUAAAGACAGGUUAGUGUUUUGAAUGCGCGCGGAAACGUAGGUUAUCUUCCGCCUGGUGUUAAUAAUUAUUUUACUCGAAAGGGUUGUUUGGGAUUGUUAAUCCGGACACAGAAAUUCCGGGCGAGAUGGAUGACGAAAUGGACGUCGAUGUUUCGAGACCGGGCACAGCUUCGAACUCUUUCGUGUUCUCCAAGCCGAGUGCCGUGUCGGAUCUUCCAAGGAUUGUUAGUUUCGGCGUAGGAUCAGAUCAUGUCUUCGACACUCAUUUCAAUAAGAAGAAUGUAUUUACUUUCGCCGCGCCCACGAUAGUGUCCCGACACGAUCAGAGUCGCGCCGGUCUAUGGGCCAGUAAACCCGACAAACAAUAUAAACCUAGAAUCGCUAGGAACACGUACAAGCCCACAGUCAACGUGUUCGCUAAUGCUCUCAAGGACACGGGGGCGUUUGAACAGCUGAAGAAGAAUUCCAGGUCGCGCGUUACCAAAGUCAACGUGAACAACUCGAUAACGUGCUCCGACGUGCCCAAAGCCCUUCUGACUAAAACGGCAGCGAAGGAAUACUUUACGAGAUAUGGAAAUAUCGUGAAGAUAACUAUUCGUCCGAAGAAGCACGUAAUCACGGUGGUUUACACGACGAAGGUAGAGGCAAGCUCAGCGUAUUACGGCAGUGGCGAGCACAAGGGUGAGAAGUUUCACGUAGAAUGGACAAAGCUGGAGUCAGCGGCAAAGACGACGACCAAGAAGAAGGAUUUGCAGCGAAACAUAGUGGCGAAUCUACUUAAAGCGUCCGACGACGAGAUUAAAUCAGAAUUAGAAGCCAUGGCGACCGUGGAGUAUAAUUUGCAUCCUGCCAAAGGGAGCGAGCUACCCGACGUGGGCGCGUUGCUUCCGUUAAAGACCAAACCGUCGGGAGGGAAAGCAGCACUGCCGCAUGAGAAAGCUGCGGCGAAGUUGGAAAAAGCCGCUGCGAAAGUCGAAAAGCACGAUACCGAGAAUCAGAUAUCUAAAGUCUUGCCCAACACAACCAUGGAAGAGCUGCAGAACAUAAUACAUCAAGCUGCUCUCACGGCUGAAGAAAAGUACAAGGUGUUGGAGGCAAGAGACCGUCUCAUGAGACUGAAGCGAGUCAAGCCAGCCUCGCUCGCGAUGGCCAAGAUGACCAACGGCACUUGCCCCGAUAUGUGCCCGGAGAAGGAACGUCUGAUGCGCGAGUCGCAGAGGCAGGUCGCGCCGUACGAGCAGCUGGAGGGGAACGAGUACAGGAUAAAUCACGCGACUGCCGUGAAGCAAUAUUCGAGAUCCUCCGCGGAUCAGGAGGAGCCGAUGCCCCAUGAACUGAGGCCGGUGAGAUCCUUGAAGAUGACCAUGAGCUACCUGCUUCACGAGUUAGUGGAUCUCUGCGAGCAGGAAGGAACGAACCUAGCCGAAUGGUAUCAUUUCCUCUGGGACAGGACUAGAGGAAUCAGGAAGGACAUUACGCACCAGGAGCUAUGUUGCGAGGAGAGCGUCGAGCUGAUCGAGCAGUGCGCCAGAUUUCACAUAGUAUGCUCGGAGAGGCUCUGCGCGGAGGACGCGUCCGUGUUCGACAAGAAGAUCAACUCGGAGAACUUGACCAAGUGUCUGCAGACUUUGAAAUACAUGUAUCACGACUUGAGGGUGAAAGGUAUCACUUGCGAAAACGAGCCCGAAUUCAGGGCGUACGUUGUACUGCUGAAUUUGAACAACGGUAACUUUCUGUACGACUUACAGCAGUUGCCGAAGACCGUGCAAAACUCGCCGGAGGUCCAGUUUGCGAUCAAGGUAUAUUUCUCUUUGGAGUCGAAUAACUAUUACAAAUUUUUCAAGCUCGUUCGAGAGACGACUUACUUGAACGCCUGCAUCCUCUUAAGGUACUUCAACCAAGUCAGACUGCGAGCUCUUUCGAUAAUGAUAAAGGCAUACUGCAGGAGUACCUCGACUACUUUCCCGUUGUACGAGUUUAUAGACAUCCUUGGUUUCGAGGACGAAAACGAAGCUGUAUAUUUCUGCGUGCAAGCGGGAUUGAACCUGUCGAAUGACGAAAUGCAUAUUCUCUUGAAUCGUCAGAGCUUCAGCAUGCCAUCUAGUAUCCAGCAGGGUAGGGCUUGCAAUUUAAUAGAGUCCAAGAGAGUCGUCUUAAAUUUUAGCAUCGGACAAUGCAUCGCCGGUAAAAGAAUGCCAGAGAAGACUUAUAAGAAUCACAAGCCGCACAACAGUUUCGACGCGCACGGCUAUCUGAUGCCACAGUCCUUCAACGCCGCCGAUCAAAAUUCCGAUGCCUCUUCAGCGGGACGGCACGAUCCGUACGAAUUCGUGGAGAAGGAGACGAGGAGGGUACCGAAGCUGACAUCGAUCCGGGAUCAGAGAGCCGUCAGGGACCUUCGUUCUGCGCAGAUUCGAAAGCAGCCGGCAAACGACGAGGCGGACGCAUUUAAACGGGCGUCGGUUCCCAACUCGAUCACCUCGGGCAUCUCUAAAACAGAUACACUCGUCGAGCACAAGCCGAAGGAAUCGAAGGCUCAAGCUGGCGCAUCGGCAAAAGUAACUUCCGAGAAACAGUCCGACAACCGAGGUGCGACCAGCGCGCAACGCGGAGACGCUGCUGCAACUGAUGAGAAACAACAAUCAGUGAUGUUUGGUAGCGGCAAUACUCUCGGUGAUCAUCAAUUUGCCGGAAAUUCUUCCGUGUUCUCCAAACCGGAAACGUCACGUAAUGCAGAACCGGUCCCACCAUUCGCGAUGGCCAUAAACAAGAGCAUCUUCUCCGGCGCGGAGCUGGGAAAUAUGUUUACGAGGAACGUCGCGCCUUCUUCCUCCAUGAUAUUCGUUAACAAACAUUUUCUCGCCCAACAAUCGUUCACGGAUAAGACAACGAAGGCGCGAGGUGUCUUCCAUAAGAAGGAACAAAAUACUCAGGAGGAAGCGAUGUCGGAGGCCGAGAGAGCUAAGCUGGAGAAGCUGGAGCACGAGAGGAGAAUGCAACAGGUCGAGGAGCAGUCGGAAGAGAUUUACAACAGCUUGCACGCGGAGGUCACGCACGAGCUCUGCUCGGCCAUCGCGAGACAGGAGAUCGACAGGCUGGAGAUGUACGACACGCUGAGCAGGAGAAUCCUCUCGGACAUGAUCGGCGAAGUGACUCACGAGAUGUGCGACGCAACGUUGACCGCGGAGAUCGAGCGGGAACGGAAGUUACAGGCGAUGUUGCUGCGAAUUAAGAACCAAGUGAUCGUUAAAUACAUAAACCUCUGGAGGCGGUACGUGUCGAGGAAGAAGCGGCAGAGAGCGGCGUUGGAAGACACGCCGGUUUGGCUGCAGAAGCACUCCGUGGAGGAAACCGCGCGGAUGCUGUACACCAAGGGCCAGGAGGUCGUGAUACGGAAUAUGCGCAAACGGCGAAGCGAACCGGAGGACGUCGCGCCCAGCACGGCGGAGACUCUCGCGCCGAUCGAGGUCAUCGCGUACGCCGGCAUCAAGGAGAACGCACGAUCGUUGGAUACCGAUCCCCUGCCCAACGUGUACUGGAAACUCGUCAUCUCCUGGCCGGACUUGGCUAACAAACCGGUCUUGUGGUAUCACAAGAAGGUGAUGAACGAAUACUUGUAUCCCAACGAUUUUACGAUGAAUCCCAUGGUGAAGCUUUACCGGCCAAAUCCCUAUGAGACUCUGCACGUUUGCGUAAGGCACUUCGAGGGUCUGAUCAGCGAGCACCACUUGGUCGGCACUGAUGCGCUUCUGUUCAUCGCCGACGCCUCGGAGAACUACAGGUCUGUCGCGAAACGUUUAACGAGGACAAUAUUGUCGCGGCAUAAACUGAUGCCAAUGCCCCUCGCCUUUAUCGUCCUGGGUAACGGGGACCUGGAAAAUCAGAACGACAGUAUCGUCUCGGACUUGGAAUCCCUCCUGGAAUCUGGCUACGUGUCUGAAUACACGAUCAUGUAUGAGGAGAAUCUGUCCGCGAAAAUUAUCUUGAAUUUGACGCAAAGCGCAGUUUUAUGGUUGACGAUGAACAAAUCACCACCGAAUCCACUGGAAAUGGAUUACCUGUGUAAUGUAUACGACAUUUGUUUGUCCGAAGAGUUGUGGUUGAGGAUACUGGGUGAUUCUAUGUUCAAUAAACAAUUGUCAAAUGCGUUAACGGACCCCAACUUUGUAAUCGAUUUGCACAAUGAGGCUGUAAAUCACUUGAUAGACAUAAUCUUAGAUCCAGAAUCCAUGUUAUACACGAAUUUCGCGCCUGAGUUAAAGAAAUUCCUUAAGAGCACCGACAUCGUGCCAUGCAGUUACGAAUAUUUCACCGAGUCGUGGAAACGAGACGAAUACAGGGCAAAAUUAGAGACCGCGAUGAAUGGUUUUGUGCUACCACCAUGGAAUGCACCAUGGCCAAUAACGGACAUACAGGAUCUACGACGGCACAUUAUGAAUUAUUGCAGGGAGGUGCUGUCCGACUCGAACUGUAAUAUCGUAUUUUGCGAUAUAUUGAGCAACCUGUUCCUCACCUCGGGCAGUUUGCAAAUAACCAGCUUCGUACACAUACUGCUACACGUGGUCAAGGAGAAGGUGCGUCUUCUGGACGAGGAUCAAAUGGUCAUUUAUAACAGAAAUCACAUCAAGCAUUUCCGGACUUUACCGUGGUGGUUCAAGUCCAACGUACUGACAGAAUUUAUGGUACACGAAUUAAACUCGGAUGAUAACGUCACGUUAAACGAGCCGACGAGGAAACGAAGGAAGUUCGAUAAAUCGGAAAACGAUUUGGAUGAUAGCGCGUUGGACGAGGAGUUCGGUUUACUAGCGGAGUUUUGCGAGAGCACCAAGGCUCGCGUCAUGGAGGUGCACUCGGUGUCCAUGGAAGUAGAAAACCGCUUGCAGGCGCAACAAUUGGAGAACGCGUUGUUGGAAGACAGACUGAAGAAUGCUUUGCUCGACGAGAUGGACUUGACGGUGGAAGGCGUAUAAGUUUUUCCCCUUUAACCGUAUGAUGAUUUUAAUAGUAUCUUUUGUAUUAUCUUAUAUUAUAUUUUGUAUUAUUUUAUAUUUUCACGUUUAUAUACAAUACGUUAUAUACAACAUGCAUUGUAUUUAUAUAUUGACAUGCGACGAUUUACUUUGAAACAAUUGUUUUCCCGUCAAAUAUAUCUCAGUGUGUAUAACAUUUGAAAUAUAUUUGUAAAUAAUUGAAAGGAAUACUAUUAAAUCGCUGCUACGAUCUUAAAUGUUAUUAAAUUGUAUGUUAUAAGACCAUAAAAAAAAAUAGAACUAGUCAUUAAUUUAUUUUUCGUAACU
Temnothorax curvispinosus is the source of this 5305-nucleotide messenger RNA. RefSeq lists its product as uncharacterized. The coding region runs from base 134 to 4978 and encodes 1614 amino acids. Gene Ontology annotation, molecular function: nucleic acid binding. The transcript has 4 exons. Gene Ontology annotation, cellular component: cytoplasm; nucleus; transcription export complex 2. Lineage: Eukaryota; Metazoa; Arthropoda; Insecta; Hymenoptera; Formicidae. The record is from RefSeq and is a predicted model, not a curated record. Gene Ontology annotation, biological process: mRNA export from nucleus.